Parasteatoda tepidariorum (common house spider) is the source of this 471-nucleotide messenger RNA. It is a transcript of the gene IntS11, whose product is annotated as integrator complex subunit 11. Gene Ontology annotation, cellular component: nucleus. Gene Ontology annotation, biological process: snRNA processing. Gene Ontology annotation, molecular function: RNA endonuclease activity. Lineage: Eukaryota; Metazoa; Arthropoda; Arachnida; Araneae; Theridiidae. The record is from RefSeq and is a predicted model, not a curated record.
AUGGAGCCAGAUGAAGCCAUGUCUGAAUUAGGUCUUGUUCCUCAUCAGAUUCGUUUUACUUCCACAAUACUUGUAGAUGAUCCCUCGGGUGCUCCAGCCUCAAGACUCACCGAUGUCAUCUUUGCUAAAAUAAAGAGCUUAUUAGAGAAUAAAACUGUGCAACUGGCACCAGAUUGUUCCAUUACUGUUGCAUCUGUUCUGAUCAAAGUAGAUGUUUGUGAAGACGAUACCAAGAGCAUUUGCUUGUCUUGGGGUUAUCAGGAUGAAGAACUUGGUAAACACUUGCUGCCUCUUAUUAAGAAAUGGGCUACAGAAACCAAGUGAACCUUCAUUUACUGGUCUAUAAUUCAUGUUACAGAAUGAAGUUGACUUUUUUGAAAUGAAAUGUGAUGAGUGUGAUGUAUAAAAUCCGAAGUGAUAUUCAUUUUGUUAAAUAUGCGCUUGUGUAAAUAAAUUGCAUUGUUUUAUGAA